AUGGUGUAUAUUAGUGCUUUCUCUUGCAUAGUGGCGACAUUUGUGCUCUCAAUCCAAGCUGUCAGCUCGAGAACACAUUGGCAGUCAAAAUCAGAUGUAGACUUGAGUAUUUCCACAACGAGUGACCGUAUUCAAGGAAUUAUCAACGGGACCACGCCAAAUGCGUACCCUUCGCUCAACCCCCCAUCGGUAACUUACGCUGGAUGCCACCGAAUGCACUACCACCCAACCAGUCGUCCCGCUAUUGUUGAUGCAACAAAAUUUUCUCUGAAUUGUCCACAAUACGAAAGUGCAAUCUCUUCCAUCUAUAACACCUUCGUCCGAGAAUUCUUUAUUUGGGGACCAAGCGGCGAAGACUGUCUCCCUUUGAGUGUCUGGGCGCCGCUUCACUCCCAACCAGAAGACAAGCUACCAGUUCUGAUAUUCCUCUACGGUGGUGGACUUCAAACUGGGGGUUUCUCAGUACCCUAUCAAAAUCCUGCGAAAUGGAUUGAAAGAACACAAUCUCAUAUCGUGGUUAGUAUUCAAUAUCGAUUGAACAUCUUUGGAUUUCCAAAUGCACCUGGUCUCGAAUCUCAAAACUUAGGUUAUCUUGACCAGCGGGCGGGAGUGGAAUGGAUUCACCAGAAUAUCGCUGCAUUCGGCGGAGAUCCCGAACAGAUGGUUCUAUGGGGACAAUCAGCUGGAGCAGGAUCAACAGAUGCAUACAACUAUGCUUAUCCGGAUGAUCCCAUCGUGAAAGGUUUCACAUGUAACUCAGGCAUUUCACUCACGGCUACGCCGAUAAACGAUCAUACUUACUCGAAUUUCACAUUUGUGGCUUCUCAUUUCAAUUGUACCGGUUCCGAACUCCUUCCAUGCAUGCGUCAAGUUCCAGCCAACGAUAUCGAAGCUUUUCUCAAGUCUUACAAUGAUGCUCUUACCACCCCCACUUUGUCGUUCAACAUCGUUCAAGACGACACGAUUGUCUUCCAAAAUUACACGCAGCGACUCAUGAACAACCAAGUCUCUCCCCUUCCCGUGGUUUAUGGCUUUAAUGAUAACGAUACUAUGUCUCUGGACGCAUUCCCGGCAGAUCCAUUGACCGAAUCGGCUAAUCGCACCUUGGCUUCCAUCAACCAAAUUCGUCGCUACAUCUGUCCAAACUCGGCUGCAUCAUAUUAUAGAACUCAGCUCGGUCUUAAAACCUAUCGUUUUCAAUACCGAGGAAAUUUCUCUAAUGUCGCACCAUUACCAUGGGCAGGCGCAUAUCAUUCUAGCGAGCUCCCUAUGAUUUUUGGAACUUCGGAGGACUUUAGGGGAAAGAAUACGGAGUUGGAGUGGGAAACGAGUAGAGCGAUGCAGGAUGCUUGGUUAGCAUUUGCAAGAAAGCCUGAUGGAGGAUUGGAGGAAUUAGGAUGGGGAAAUAGUAGUGGACAGAUGGUGCAGGUUUUUGGAGGGAGAAGUACGUAUGAUGAUACCGGGGAGACUGUUGCGAAGCAGUUUAUAAGUUUGCAGGAAUUGGCGGAUAGCUGUAGUGUCAAGUAG
This is a messenger RNA of Botrytis sinoallii, 1527 nucleotides long. RefSeq lists its product as uncharacterized. NCBI's taxonomy places the organism in Eukaryota, Fungi, Ascomycota, Leotiomycetes, Helotiales, Sclerotiniaceae. The transcript is spliced from 3 exons. Bases 1 to 1527 code for a protein of 508 amino acids. The record is from RefSeq and is a predicted model, not a curated record.